Molecule: messenger RNA, 2373 nt
Organism: Phodopus roborovskii (desert hamster)
Lineage: Eukaryota; Metazoa; Chordata; Mammalia; Rodentia; Cricetidae
Gene: Ttc38
Product: tetratricopeptide repeat domain 38
Exons: 14
Coding region: 117-1514 (465 amino acids)
Molecular function (GO): protein binding
Source: RefSeq, a predicted model, not a curated record
CCCUCGCCCCGCCCCCUUCCGCAAUCAACAACACCCUCACUUCCCUGGAAGGCUUCGGGGGGACUUCCAAGAGCCUUAACCUGCUGGCCCUCACUCUGCAGACCAAAACCACAAUCAUGUCACUGCGAGACUGCCAGGCGUGGAAGGAUGCUGGGCUCCCACUCUCAACCACAAGCAAUGAAGCCUGCAAGCUGUUUGAUGCCACCUUGACCCAGUAUGUCAAGUGGACCAAUGACAAGAGUCUUGGUGGGAUCGAGGGCUGCCUGUCAAAGCUCAAGGCAGCAGAUCCAGCCUUUGCCAUGGGUCAUGCCAUCUCUAACGGCCUUGUGCUCAUUGGCACGGGAAGCUCCGUGAAGCUGGACAAAGACCUAGACCUGGCUGUGAAGACGAUGAUGGAGGUUUCCCAAACCCAGACUCUGACACCUCGGGAGCAGCUGCAUAUAUCUGCGGUGGAGAUGUUUGCCAAGGGAAACUUCCCAAAAGCCUGUGAUCUCUGGGAACAAAUCCUCCAGGACCACCCAACAGACAUGUUGGCCCUGAAGUUUUCCCACGAUGCCUACUUCUACCUGGGCUCCCAGGAGCAGAUGCGGGAUUCUGUGGCUCGAAUUUACCCAUUUUGGACACCUGACAUCCCCCUUAACAGCUAUGUGAAAGGCAUCUAUUCUUUUGGACUGAUGGAAACCAACUUCUAUGAACAGGCACAAAAGCUUGCCAAAGAGGCCUUAUCUAUUGAGCCAACAGAUGCAUGGUCAGUACACACUAUUGCCCAUAUACACGAGAUGAGAGCAGAGGUCAAAGAUGGGCUGGAAUUCAUGCAGCACACCGAAGGCCACUGGAAGGACUCUGAUAUGCUUGCUUGUCAUAAUUAUUGGCACUGGGCCCUAUACUUGAUUGAGAAGGGAGACUAUGAGGCUGCGCUAACCAUCUAUGACAGCCAUAUCCUCCCCAGCCUGCAGGCCAGUGGUGCAAUGCUGGAUGUGGUGGACAGCUGCUCGAUGCUCUAUCGUCUUCAGAUGGAAGGAGUGUCCCUUGGCCAGCGGUGGCAGGCUGUCCUACCUGUGACUAAGAAGCAUACCCGAGACCACAUCCUUUUGUUCAAUGAUGCUCACUUCCUGAUGGCCUCCCUGGGUGCAAGGGACCUCCAGACCACACAGGAGCUGCUGACUACUCUGCAGGAGGCCAGCGAGUCCCCAGGGGAGAACUGCCAGCACCAGUUGGCACAAGAUGUGGGGCUGCCCCUGUGCCAGGCUCUUGUGGAGGCUGAGAAUGGGAAUCCUGACCGAGUCCUGGAACUUCUCUUGCCAAUCCGCUACCGAAUUGUCCAGAUUGGAGGCAGCAAUGCCCAGAGAGACAUCUUCAACCAGCUGCUGAUUCAUGCGGCCAUCAACUGCACCUCCAGUGUCCAUAAGAAUGUGGCCCGGAGCCUUCUGAUGGAGCGUGAUGCCUUGAAACCCAACUCACCCCUGACUGAGCGGCUCAUCCGCAAGGCAGCUGCUGUCCAUGUUAUGCAGUGACCCAGGCCAGGUUGUUGGCCUACAGCUCAGCACUGACCUCCUGGGAUUAGGUUGACUGUCUGGUUGGGUUAGGGUUAGGAAACAGCUGGGCCUGCUUGUCAGAGUAUAAAGUGGAAUUCUCCAAAUCAGUAGUUUGGUAGAAAUAGGGGACACAAGUUAAUUUUGAGUGAUAUUCAGAAUUCUUCUCAGGGCCAACUUGCAUUUUCAAGCCUCCAGAACCAAAGCAGUGCUAUUAUUUGCAGAUGCCUUGAACAUUGUAUUUUCUUGUUCCACUGCUAGCAGGCAGGGUACAGGUGUGGCUAGCUCAGCUGGAAGGUGUACAAGUGCCUCAUGUACACCCCUGGCAUUAGUGAAACCUUUUCAUUUAGUUCUUCUUAUAUUCUACACGGGUCUCCCUAGGAAGGAUUCCAGUGAGCUGCCUGGGGUCCCAGCCAGCAGAGGCUUUUCCUUUUAAAGGAGGGGAUUCUGCUUCAUUGGCUUUGGCUAUCAGCCCUAGACUGCAGUACCUGUCACCAUCUCCAAAGAUAUGGGGAAGGAUGGUUUGUGGGGAAUUUGGUAGUGCCAACUGGAGCUUCUCUGGAAGCUGCUUAUGGGAGUGAAGCUUGAGGGAUGGGGCUCUGAUUCUGCUCUUCUGAGUGGGUCUGAGACCUGAGCCCAGAGCUGCUCUGCUGUGGAAAAUAACCACAACGCUGACAUGGCUGCCACAAGAUUUAAAUGACUCUCCUACUUCCAUGACAGGACAUCCCUCCUGGGAGUGCAGGUGCAGUCUUUUUGCUGUCCUCUAGAAGGGGAGGUGCAAAUGCAAAGGUGUCCCUCAGGCUCUUUCAGUUCCCACUUAAGUGUGGACUAAUGGGCAGGU